GGGAAAGGCCACUUUGUAUAUUCACGAAAAGUAAAAAUAGUGGUACCUUUAUUUUCUUUUCUUUUCUUCUCUUUUUCCCAUUUGAGCAUUUGAAAAAGACUGGUAAGAGUAGAUUUGAUUCAUGAGCACGAAAAAAAUCAUGGUGGUCAAUUACCACAAAAACUGAAACUGGUGUAGGUGAGGACUAGCUUAGCUUACCAUGCAGUUGUUGAAUUCACUACCCACAAGAACGUUUUGCAGUUACGAUUAAGUCCUUUAACACUGCAUUUUAUUUUUUCUGACACCAAUCAUCCAUCAUAAUCUACACCUUCUUCUUCUUCUCAUCAAUUUUUCGAUGCGAAACCCUAAAAUUAAAACACCGCAUUCGAUGGGUGAAGAUGGCGAUCCUGGGAGCGCAAUGUCCAGCGAAUCGAGGUGGGUUUUCCAGGAGGAUGAGGAUCCCUCCGAGAUUGAAGACUUCGACGCUGCUGAUUUGCGGCAGCAGCCUAUGUUCGAUUCUGAGGACGAGGAUAAUGCUGAGCAGAAACUCGUUCGCACUGGCCCACGAAUCGAUUCCUUCGAUGUCGAAGCUCUUGAAGUGCCUGGUGCUCAGAGAAAUGACUAUGAGGAUAUUAGCAUGGGAAAACAAAUUGUGUUGGCUUUUCAAACUCUUGGUGUUGUCUUUGGUGAUGUUGGAACAAGUCCUUUGUAUACCUUCAGUGUUAUGUUUAGGAAGGCUCCUAUUAAUGGAAAUGAAGACAUUCUUGGAGCAUUGUCACUUGUUUUGUACACUUUAAUCUUGAUUCCAUUAGUGAAGUAUGUCCUUGUUGUUCUUUGGGCCAAUGAUGACGGUGAAGGUGGUACGUUUGCCUUGUAUUCCUUGAUUUGUCGUAAUGCUAAGGUGAGUCUUCUUCCUAAUCAGUUGCCAUCAGAUGCCCGAAUAUCAGGCUUUAGGCUAAAGGUUCCAUCUCCCGAGCUUGAAAGGUCUUUAAAAAUCAAGGAAAGGCUAGAGACUUCUGUGACUCUGAAGAAGAUUCUGCUGUUAUUAGUUCUUGCUGGUACUUCCAUGGUGAUAGCUAAUGGGGUUGUUACACCAGCAAUGUCAGUACUAUCCUCUGUUAAUGGUUUGAAAGUUGGGGUAGAUGCAAUUAAGCAAGAUGAAGUGGUGAUGAUUUCUGUUGCUUGCCUUGUCAUUUUGUUCAGUGUACAGAAGUAUGGAACAAGUAAAGUGGGGCUCGCCGUAGGACCUGCUUUGUUUAUAUGGUUUUGUUCUCUUGCGGGGAUUGGUAUAUACAACCUUGUCAAGUAUGACAGCAGUGUCUUCAGGGCAUUUAAUCCUAUUUACAUAUAUUAUUUCUUUGCAAGGAAUCCAACUAAAGCAUGGUAUUCUCUCGGGGGCUGUCUUCUGUGUGCAACUGGCUCUGAGGCCAUGUUUGCAGAUCUUUGCUAUUUCUCUGUACGAUCAGUUCAGCUUACAUUUGUAUUUCUUGUUUUACCGUGCCUACUGUUGGGUUAUUUGGGUCAAGCUGCAUACCUCAUGGAAAACCAUGCUGAUGCUGGUCAAGCCUUUUAUUCUUCUGUUCCAAGUGGGGCGUUCUGGCCAACUUUCCUCAUUGCUAACGUUGCUGCAUUAAUUGCAAGUCGGGCUAUGACAACAGCCACAUUUUCGUGUAUAAAACAGUCAACAGCACUUGGUUGUUUCCCUCGUCUUAAAAUAUUUCAUACCUCUCGGAAAUUUAUGGGCCAGAUCUAUAUCCCGGUUAUAAACUGGUUUCUCUUGGCUGUUUCUUUGGUGUUUGUCUGCUCUAUAUCCAGCAUUGAUGAGAUAGGAAAUGCAUAUGGCAUUGCUGAGCUGGGGGUGAUGAUGAUGACCACUAUUUUAGUAACUCUUGUAAUGCUGCUUAUAUGGCAGAUACACAUCAUCAUAGUGCUAAGUUUCGUGGUAGUCUUUUUGGGAUUGGAGUUGACUUUCUUUUCAUCAGUUUUGUGGAGUGUAACAGAUGGAAGCUGGAUUAUAUUAGUCUUUGCCGUAAUAAUGUUUUUUAUAAUGUUUGUAUGGAAUUAUGGAAGCAAGCUCAAGUAUGAAACUGAAGUAAAGCAAAAGCUGUCAAUGGAUUUAAUGCGAGAAUUAGGCUGCAAUCUUGGGACAAUACGAGCUCCUGGGAUUGGUUUGCUCUAUAAUGAGUUGGUUAAAGGAAUUCCUGGCAUUUUUGGCCAUUUUCUAACCACACUUCCAGCAAUUCACUCCAUGAUCAUAUUUGUGAGUAUUAAGUAUGUUCCAGUUUCCAUGGUGCCUCAAAGUGAAAGGUUCCUUUUUGGGCGAGUUUGCGCUAGAAGCUAUCAUAUAUUUCGUUGUAUUGCCAGGUAUGGUUACAAAGAUGUUCGCAAAGAAAAUCACCAAACUUUUGAGCAACUGCUGAUGGAGAGCCUAGAGAAGUUUAUACGUCGUGAGGCUCAGGAGAGGUCACUUGAGAGUGAGGGGGAUGAUGAUACCGACUCAGAGGAUGAGUACUCUGGUUCUAGGGUUCUCAUAGCUCCCAAUGGGAGUGUUUAUUCACUUUGUGUUCCUCUUCUGGCUGAAAUUAAUGAUACUAGCAAGCCCGAUUUUGAAGCAAGCACAUCUGAGGAGGCGAGUCCAGCGUCUCCAAAACCCCCAGUGGUUGAUGCAGAGCAGAGUCUUGAAAGAGAGUUAUCUUUUAUACGCAAGGCUAAAGAAUCUGGAGUUGUUUAUCUUCUUGGUCAUGGGGAUAUAAGGGCAAGAAAAGACUCUUGGUUUAUCAAGAAGCUAAUUAUAAACUAUUUUUAUGCCUGUCUGAGAAAGAACUGCAGAAGGGGAAUCACAAAUUUAAGUGUACCUCAUUCCCAACUGAUGCAAGUUGGCAUGACGUACAUGGUUUGAUCAUCAAUUUUCCAACCCAAAUAAAACAAUUGUCAGAAAAUUUGGAAUCAUAGUUUAGUAGCUGUGCGAGGGUCUUGGAAAUAUCUCAACCUACAAAUGCUCUUUGCUUGAUCAUCACUUCUUUUGGGUCCUCAAAUUGUUAAAUAUCUUCCAGCUCAUGAUCUGGACAUUGUUCCGACGUUCAUUAUGUGGAUAUACGAAAUUGGAAUGGCUUUGAGCAGAAAGAAACAGAUAUAUGUAGAAUUUUCAUUAAGAGGGAAAAGAAAACACUGUAGAUCGUUAUGUACACUUUGUGGAUGUGCCAAAUUCCACUUCAAUGUGAUGAACAUCGAGUUUUGUACAACUACCUUUCUUAGGAUAAAUUUCUUUAGUUCGCAUUAAUUGUUGCCCAAUCUCCUAAUGCGAGGCAUUUUAGUUAUUAAACCUUGAAUGAGAUCAAGAUUUCAUUGCUGUGCCUGUCCCGUGGGUUUUGAAACAUUAUAAUCGAUAUGCAAACUUUCCUUGAC
This is a messenger RNA of Abrus precatorius (Indian licorice), 3384 nucleotides long. RefSeq names its product potassium transporter 7-like. Gene Ontology annotation, cellular component: vacuolar membrane; plant-type vacuole. The transcript is spliced from 10 exons. Gene Ontology annotation, molecular function: potassium ion transmembrane transporter activity. NCBI's taxonomy places the organism in Eukaryota, Viridiplantae, Streptophyta, Magnoliopsida, Fabales, Fabaceae. Gene Ontology annotation, biological process: potassium ion transmembrane transport. The coding region runs from base 335 to 2878 and encodes 847 amino acids. The record is from RefSeq and is a predicted model, not a curated record.